AUGAAUGGAAGGCCCGUCUACGAGAGGAUUCUCACAGAGUCGGAGCUGCUUGAGCAACUCCCGACCGAGCUGGCCGGCUUGAUACAGUCGGCCUCGGAGACUCAACAACUUCACGCGCUCGCCAUUAGCGCACUCAAUAGCCAAUUUACAGAAAGCGUGUUUCGGCUUUACGAACCACUCAUCGUAGAGCUAGGAGCCCGAUGGCUUCAGCCAGAUGGAGGAGCUGACCCAAUUGAUGUUCUGGCAGCUUUUGCCCGUAUUUUACCAAUUGCGGCAUACCUUCUUCCAUUCGCGAGCCAACAUGCCUCUUCGCAGACUGGUGGCCUCUCGGCCCUUGCAGGCUCCAAGGAGCUGACACUACGACAGCUAGACACGGGCCGAAUUCGCAAGAUACUUCUCGCACUUUUCCGCCUAAUGUCGUUCGACUUGGAAACAUUUGCCAAGGUCGUGUCACCAAUUCAACUUCAGUCACUCUUUCCUCACGAGGACCGCGUCAUCCGAUACCUCGCGAUUCGGUGUUUCGCACUCUAUAUGCAUGCUGCUGAUGCCGCAACUGAGAAGAUGUUGCGCAUCAAUACCGGUGUGGACCCUGUCGAAGGACCUUGGGAAGGCAUCACAAUCGACUAUCGUCUUCUAGGACUCUGGGAAGAGCGGAGAUGGGAGACUUUGGAACAUCGCAGGAGGCCCAGAGCUGAAUCUUCCCCUGAAGAUGGGGAGACGGGACUAGUCGAUCGAAUGAGACAUGCUUUCACAACCCGAUCUGCUAAUAUCUGCGGCGUUUUGGUACCCCGAACGAAAGACGUGGUCGCCGGAGAAUCAUCAGUCGUCAACACUCCGACAACCGUGGCAAACAUCCGCCGAAUUGCGCGAGCACUGCUAGAUGUCAAGCCUAUCUUGCUGGUGGGCUUGCCUAACUCCGGCAAGACGACAUUGAUCAACGACGUUGCCAGCAACAUGGGCCAAGCUGAAACGAUGAUCACUUUGCAUUUGAACGAGCAGACUGACGCCAAAAGCUUGCUCGGAAUGUACGCAACAUCCUCUGCCACUGGCUCGUUCUCUUGGCAGCCCGGUGUUCUCACAAAAGCAGCCCGGGAAGGUCGUUGGGUGCUGAUUGAAGACUUGGACAGAGCGCCGUCCGAAGUUCUUGGUCUCAUUCUUCCAAUAAUCGAGCGCGGGGAGCUCACUAUUGCCAGCCGAAGAGAGCGUAUCAAAUGUGCGGAAGGCUUCAAGAUAAUUGCGACCAUGAAGUCCUCUUACAGCAUCUCCGGGGAGGAAAUUGCGCCGAACAAUUCCAUGCUCGGAAGUCGCCUGUGGCAGAGAGUUCAUAUCCAAUCCUUGUCAGUUGAUGAGAUGAGGGAUGUUAUCUUGCGAAAGUUCCCAUUGCUGGAAUCUCGUGUGCCAACAAUCAUGGAAGUCUACAAAGGUGUUUGUUUCGCUUUCCAUGGAAGCUUAGCAAUUAAAGGGUCACAAGGGCGAACGCCGGGCUUUCGUGAUUUGAUCAAGCUAUGCAACCGACUGCACCGAAGACUUCAACUCAUUGGCGCAAAGACCGGUUUCGAAGCCGCGCCAGAAAGUAUCGAAGAUGAGAUUUUGCUAGACAUGGUGGACGUAUUCCUCAAAUACCUUCCUGAGAAAUCAAUGCAAAGGUCUUUGGCUGGUGUUGUCGCGGAAGCUCUUCAGAUCUCACCUCAGCGUGCGCAAUUCUGCCUCGAGGAGCGUGCUCCGGCCUACAACGACAAAAGUAACUCCUUGGUGCUCGGUAGGGAGGUUCUGCAAAAGAUCAGAGUACCUAGUGGUGCAGCACAACGACUGGCGGCAGCUGCAUCCAGAUUUGCUUCAACAAGAUCAGCGCUUUCCAUCAUGGAGCAGGUGGCUGCCUCUGUGCAGAUGGCAGAGCCCGUAUUGCUCGUGGGAGAGACAGGAAUUGGCAAAACCACUGUUAUCCAACAGUUGGCAACUCUGAUGCGUCAAAAGCUUACCGUCGUCAAUUUGUCUCAGCAAUCUGAGAGCACAGAUCUUCUCGGAGGCUUCAAGCCCGUCAGCAUUCGUACAAUGGCUGUACCCAUGCUCGACGAGUUCACUCAGCUGUUCGAAUUGACGUUCUCCGCCAAGAAGAACCAGAAGUUCCUUGCGUCUGUUUCCAAAAGCGUUGCCUCUGGAAAUUGGGUCCGCCUUGUCACACUCUGGCAUGAGGCUGUCCGCCUGGCUAGCGGAGUAUUCAAUCCUGCACGCAAUGUCAAUGCCGAUAACGAUGAGCAGCAGCCAGCAAAGAAGCGAAAGCUGGAAUCCCCAAAAUACCAGCAGUUAAGACAACGAUGGCAAACUUUCGAGUCUCAACUUUCAGACUUUGAAGCUCAAGUCUCUCAGGGUGACGCCAAAUUUGCCUUUGCCUUUGUGCAGGGAAAAAUUGUCAGAGCUCUGAGAAACGGCGAGUGGGUGCUUUUGGACGAGGUUAACCUGGCGUCCCCCGACACCCUCGAGAAUAUCGCGAGUCUUCUGAAUCACGGCAGUGAAGGCAUGCCGUCUGUCCUUCUGUCAGAAGCCGGAGACGUGGAACGUGUCUUCGGUCAUCCCGAAUUUCGCAUCUUUGGGGCCAUGAAUCCUGCCACAGACGCUGGAAAGCGCGAUUUGCCCCCCGGCUUGCGUUCUCGAUUCACCGAGUUCUACGUUCAUUCACCAGAUACUGAGCUUGACGAUCUACUCGCUCUGAUCGAGAAGUAUCUUGGCACAUUGACAAUUGGAGACCAAAGAGCCGGUCCAGAUCUUGCACAGCUGUACCUGGAGACCAAAAAGCUCAGCAACAGUAACAAACUGACAGAUGGAGCUGGGCAGCGCCCGCAUUUCAGCAUUCGAACACUCGUACGAGCUCUGAUCUAUGUAAUUGAUCAUGCACACGUAUAUGGGUUGAGGCGAGCGAUUUAUGAAGGCUUCAGCAUGAGUUUCCUCACAGUACUCAGCUUGGAAUCAGAGAAAACUGUCGUGCCUUUGUUGGAGAAGUAUGUGUUCGAAAACGCAAAGAAUGCGAAGUCGCUCCUAGGGCGUACUCCGCGCGCCCCAGAAGAUGGUCAAGAUUACGUCCAAUUCAAACACUACUGGAUGCGACGUGGUCCAUUGAGACCAGAGGAGCAGCCUCAUUACAUUAUCACGCCUUUUAUUGAGAAGAAUCUCAAGAACCUUGUCAGGGCUAGCUCAACACGUCGUUUUCCCGUCUUGCUGCAGGGUCCUACGUCAGCAGGAAAGACAAGUAUGAUUGAAUAUUUGGCCAAAGUCUCCGGCAACAAGUUUGUUCGUAUCAAUAACCACGAACACACGGACUUGCAGGAGUACCUAGGCUCAUAUAUAUCAUCCGACGACGGCAGCCUACGAUAUCAAGAGGGUGUUUUAGUUGAGGCGCUGAGAAACGGAUAUUGGAUUGUUCUUGACGAGCUGAACCUGGCUCCAUCCGAUGUCCUCGAGGCGCUCAAUCGUCUUCUUGACGACAAUCGAGAGCUUUUCAUUCCAGAGACCCAGGAGGUAGUUCACCCGCAUCCGAACUUCAUGCUGUUUGCAACGCAAAAUCCCGCUGGUCUCUACGGAGGCAGGAAGGUUCUUUCUCGAGCAUUCCGAAAUCGCUUCCUUGAGCUUCACUUUGAUGAUAUCCCAGAAAGUGAACUUGAAUUCAUUCUCAAAGAGCGCUCUCAAAUUGCGCCCUCUUUCUGCAGUCGAAUUGUCUCAGUCUAUCGCAGACUUUCUCUACUUCGUCAAUCAAACCGCCUCUUUGAGCAAAAGAACAGUUUUGCCACCCUCCGUGAUCUUUUCCGCUGGGCCCUCCGUGAUGCUGAUGACCGAGAGCAGCUUGCCGUGAAUGGGUACAUGCUUCUUGCCGAGCGCGUCCGUAAUCCCGCGGAGAAAGCUGCAGUGAAAAGUGUGAUUGAAGAGGUCAUGAAAGUCAAACUGGAUGACGACCUACUCUACAGCGAGUCUCAGUUGAAGCAGAGCGUGCCAGAAACGGCAGAAUUGCCAUCUGGGAUCGUAUGGACCAAAGCUAUGCGCCGCCUUUUCGUCCUCGUCUCGCGAGCUAUCAAAAACAACGAGCCAAUUCUUCUUGUCGGAGAAACUGGAUGUGGCAAAACACAACUGUGCCAGGCCGUUGCAGAAGCAUUCAAGCGGGAGCUUUACAUUGUGAACGCGCAUAUAAACCUGGAGACUGGAGAUUUAAUAGGCGCACAAAGACCCAUCCGAAACCGCGCUGCUAUUGAGAAGCAGCUUUUACAAGAUCUCCGAUGUCUUUCAUCCGGACAGCAAGCUGCAGAUCUCUCACUUGAGCAGCUGAAGCAGGAGUUCUCCUCCCUCGACAGCCAGCAGAAACAGGAGCUGGACCAAAGCCUCAUGCACCGCAUCGAGCGAAACUUAGUUCGAUGCAACGCUCUCUUUGAGUGGUCGGAUGGAAGCUUGAUCACGGCUAUGAAGACCGGCCAGUUUUUCCUGCUAGAUGAGAUUUCUCUUGCAGAUGAUUCUGUCCUCGAACGACUCAACAGUGUGCUGGAACCUCACCGAUCGAUUCUUCUGGCGGAGAAAGGUCCUAUCGACUCGAUGGUCGUGGCUGAUGCAGGGUUCCAGUUCAUGUCCACCAUGAACCCUGGUGGUGAUUAUGGCAAGCGUGAGCUCUCAGCGGCCCUGCGAAACCGUAUGACAGAGAUAUGGGCUCCACAGCUGUCUGAAGAUGAGGACAUCCUACCGAUUCUCCAGAUGAGACUGACCUUGAGAGAUGAGAGAAUUGCAAGGUCUAUGCUUCAAUUCGCCAAAUGGUUCAAGUCCACCUUCCAGAACACGUCCACCACAUCACUUUCCCUUCGUGAUCUUCUUGCGUGGGUGGAUUUCGUGAAUACUUGCGAGAAUCAGGACGUGCGAUUUGCUGUGGUGCAAGGUGCCGCUAUGGUCUUUGUUGAUACACUGGGUGCAAACCCGGCUGCCAUGCUUGCAAUCUCCAUGAGCGAUCUGAAUGACAAUCGUCAAAAAUGUCUUGUGAAACUCGGCAAGCUAUUUGGCGUGGAUGCAUCAAAUAUCUAUUGGCAAGACUCGACUGUGUCUCUCGAACCUGGUCACCUGAAGGUUGGCCCGUUUUUAUUGCCGAUUAUUGGCGAUGCGGAUCCCGAUCCACAGUUCACUAUGGAUGCACCGACCACGAUCUCGAAUUCAGUCCGAAUUGCACGUGGCCUGCAGUCUUCCAAACCUAUCCUCAUGGAAGGCAGCCCGGGUGUUGGCAAAACGACCCUUGUAACGGCGCUGGCUAGAGCGCUUGGCAAACCGCUUACUCGGAUAAAUCUUUCAGAGCAAACCGACCUGACAGAUCUCUUUGGAUCUGAUGUUCCCGUCGAAGGUGGAGAUGUUGGACAGUUCACAUGGCGUGAUGCCCCAUUCUUGCGGGCCAUGCAGCGCGGUGACUGGGUUCUUCUUGACGAAAUGAACUUGGCCUCGCAGUCUGUCCUUGAGGGCCUGAAUUCAUGUUUAGAUCACCGUCAGCAGGUCUACAUCGCUGAACUAGACCAGACAUUCAAGCGCCACCCUGAUUUCGUGCUCUUCGCAGCACAGAACCCUCACCACCAGGGCGGUGGAAGAAAAGGCCUUCCUGCCUCCUUCGUCAAUCGCUUUACAGUUGUAUAUGCGGACAGCUUCACUGAUGCUGACCUGAAGACGAUUUGCGGCAAGCUCUUCCCUGGAAGCCCUUCGACCCAGACCGAAAAGCUCGUCGACUUCAUUUCCAUUUUGAAUACCGCAAUUGCAACGGAACGCAGACUUGGCACAGUCGGAGGUCCAUGGGAAGUUAACUUGCGUGAUAUUCAGCGUUGGUUGCAAUUAGCCGAUCGAGGCCACCUCCAGAUUUCAACCAGACAUUUCCUGGACGUCGUGAUUAGUCAGAGGUUCAGAAGCGCCGAAGAUCGUGCGCAAGUUUCCACAAUCUAUGACCGGGUAUUCGAUACCUCUGAAGUUGAAGCCAAGAGUUACUUCCACAACUUGACACCUGAAUACAUGCAAGUGGGCCUGGGUAUAAUGAGGCGAGAUCCUCUUGUGCAACGCUCCUCUCGACCGAAUAUGAAAGUGCUUCCAAACGAUCUGCAGAUUCUCGAGUCGCUAAUUCUCUGCAUUGAUAACUCGUGGCCCAGCAUUCUUGUUGGACCUACCGGUUGCGGCAAAACAACAUUAAUCAAGAAGUUAGCGGCGAUCAAUGGAGCCAGCCUCGAGGAGCUUGCUUUAAGCGCAGACACUGAUACCAUGGACUUGAUUGGAGGAUUUGAGCAAAUUGAUCAUAGGAGAGAGAUUCAAACUCUAGUCAACGAUGUUCAAACGUUCUUGCAAGCACAGGUCAUCAACUCAUUUGCUUCCGGAGGCGUUUCCGAGUCCGUGGCCUUGGCACUGCAAGUCUGUCAACACUUUCAGUUGGCUGAGCUGCCGCUGGAUGAGAUCUUGUCAUCCCUCUCUUCCUUGUGCCAGUCUUUCCCUAAUUCGAACCUCGAGAGUUUCUACAAGCGCGCCCAAGACUUGACGCACGCCAUGCAGAACUCGGAUAAGAUGAAGGUUGGCUUUGAGUGGACAGAAGGCGCUCUCACGCGAGCAGUUCAGACUGGAUCAUGGGUAAUCCUUGACAACGCCAACCUUUGUAAUCCAUCAGUUUUGGACAGGCUGAAUUCGUUGACUGAGCCGAAUGGCACGCUGAUUUUGAAUGAGCAGCGGACUCAGGAUGGAUCUGCGAGAGUCAUCGUUCCUCACCCUAACUUUCGUCUGUUCUUGACCAUGGAUCCUCGGCACGGUGAGUUGUCUCGCGCGAUGCGUAAUCGAUGCACAGAGAUUUGCUUCCUGCCCGAUCAGCAGCUCGAAUUGCCCACAAGGUUAACUCCUUCAUAUACGUGCGAGUCCCUACUUUACCGACUCCGAUAUACUUGGCAGUCUUCGGAGGCAUUCUCAUCUGGUUCAUCGCCAAUGGGCGAGGAUGAUAUGAUGGAAAUCUGUUUCGAUCAUUUGUCCCCAAAUGAUAUCGAAUAUCUCUCUCGGUCUCCCGUCGCAAUUAUGCCCAUCACAACGGCAGGCGGCUUGAAAGAUUUCGUGUCCACUCAUCUUCAGCGACACGUUUUGCUGAUUCAGGAGAAUGAAGGCUGGAAGCCUCACGUCGCUCUCAAUCAACAAGUUUCCAUGUCAGGUAUUUCGCUUGCUGUGAAAGGGCAAUUGCAGCCUGUCCACCCUCUCGUCAAUGAACCUCUGCUUUCAGUCAUUGGAGGCAGUCGCUCUCGCGCGAAAGCCAUAGUACUAGCAUACCUGCAACAGUUCAAACUCGAGCUUUACCGUCUGAAGCAGCACUUGGUACAGUCUCACGAGUCCGCAUCUCAACUGAAACCGAGCCAGAUGACACGGCUGGAAAGAUCCUUGGCCUCUGAUCGUGUGCACUCACUCAUGAAGGAUUCAACACAGCCUGUUGGGAGUUUCCUGUCCGAUUGUGGUCAAGCUUUGUUUGAGUGUUUCAGUGCACUUGGUGAGGAAAGUCUCGAAUCCACCGACCUUGUGUCUGCUUUGCGAAUGGUCCUCAGCCUCUGCUACGACAUCUACAGGGUCACAAACUUGACCUCGCUCGACGAAGGCGAAUUCCAGGUGUAUCUACAAAUUGGACGAAGCGUCUGCGCUUCUCUGCUAGACUCAUCGCCGGCCUUACGACCUUUGGAAAGAGCCUUGUCAAAUGCCCUCUCCCGGUUCCAGGCGGGCUGGGCAUUGAGUACCGGUCUUAGCAUGCAAAGAAUGUGGGAUUCGUGGAGACAUGUUACGCCGUCAUCGCAGGACCAGCUGACUUCGCUGAUUGAUCUGGAAGCCACUGUGCGUCAUUUCACCGACUUGGCACUGCAGACGCGUGUUGAAGUGUCUCAGCUAAGCGCCAUUUGGAACUCGCUCAUGACCGCGCACAAAUUCAUUUUGCAAAACGGCGCGGACGGCGCCAUGCUUCUCGAUGGCAUCAAGCAGACUGUCACUGCACUUGACAAAGCCGUGCGUCGUAGUAAUGCAGCACAAUAUCCCUACUUCGCGAACGAAUUCGAGGCUAUUUGCCAGUAUCAUGACCUCGAAAUCAUCCACUCUGAGAAACCGCUCAAUUCUGUGGUGCCACUGCUUGCGGGUCGCCAUGCACGCUCAUUAGACGCUUCGAUCGCACGGAGUCGUGUCCCAAACAUGCUCAAUCGUCUGACUUUGUUCUCAGGUGCAGGAAAUCAUGGCGCGUUGGCCAUCGGAGGAGUCCUCUCUUUGUCCCUUUUGGAUCGAUUGACUUCGGUCAAUAGUACGACGUUGGGACAAAUGGAUUUGCUUCAAGCCGAGAAGAAGGCGUUGUCCGAGGCACUCACACUGAGCACUGCAUGUAUUGCCACGGAUCAGGCUCGAGUUCUCGCUCGUAUGCUAGCAGGUCUGACACUGGAACUUGUAUCCUGUCACAGUGAUCUCUUCGAUCCCGCCUCGAUCGAUCAACUGGUCACACUUUUGCAAGAAUUGGAAUCUGGCAAUUUUGACCAUCCGCGGACACUCUCUCCCGUGGUGACUGAUUCUGCUCUGCCUCCUGACCAUUACUUUGUGAGCAUAGCACAAAACGCUCUGCCUGCUCUGAUCUCUUCCUUGAUCUCCGCUGCCACAAGCGAACAAACUGUUCAAACCACUGGUCGUGCCACCGUCCAGCUUGCUGUGGUUCUCCUCCGUUUGUUCGUGCCAGACAAAGCAUUUGAUCCCUCUCUUGACCUUGUCGUUCAAAGACAGCGACAUAAACGACGACUCGAUGAGAUCACUGCUAAGUUGAAUGCUAUCCUUGCCUUCGAACGCAGAUUUUCUGGACAGUCUUCCACUCUACGUUCAGUCCUGCUAGGUGAAGAAUCUCAAGAACUUGGAUCUGCUCCGCCACCUUCGUCUGUUACCCGCCCUGAGCAAUCUGAACUCAGCUUACUGCAUGGCGAGUUCACCAAUUUGAUUCACUCUGUUGUGAAACGAAGCCCGGAGAUGAUGGUCGCAUCGCCCGAGACGAUUGCGGAAUCACGAGAAAUGAUCAAGCUUCUCCGCGACAACAUCGUUCAGCUAUGCUCUCGCCUCUCUACGAACUACCGAUCUUACGACGACAUGACUGUCCCAAUCGUUCGCUUCCUCCAGCUUCUCGAUCUUGGCUUAUUCGUGGUCUCAAGCCAACACACAGAGGCCGGUGAAAUGGAAGACAUUCAAUCCCUGAGCCAGUGCACACCUCUCAUGGGAGGCUGUCACCACCCUGUUCUUUCUUCCAGUUCCAUCGCACCUCCGCCAAAAAGCCAAGCACACGCAGUAGAAAUGCGCUUGCACGAGAUGACUGCCUUAUGGACUGUGAAGGACGCUGAUCCCAGCAUCAUCGAUGUGAAACAUUUCCGCGAGUCUCUCCGUCGCAUCUUUUCUGAUUUCCACUACUUGUGGAAGACACAACUCCGGGAAGACCAAGAAAAGGAGGCUGAAAAGAACGAACUUUACCGUUAUCGAGGGUCAUGGGAAGAUGAAGAGGAGAUCAACGACACUGAGCUACGCGAGCUUUUCCCGACUUACGACGACGGUCAAACCGAAGUCGAAAGUCAAGGUCGGAUUGACCCGCGAGCGAUUGCUGUGCGCCUCUCAUCUCUUCACGCUAAGAUUGUCAAUGCUCAACGUUCAGACGAUGCACUCCCUCAGUUUGUCAAGGAAUCUGGUCAGCUUCUCGGCUCAAUGUGGUCGACAAAGCGGAAUUCAUUUACGCCAGUCUCGCCUCAGAGUCAUCUUCCCGCGGUGCUGCUUCUUCUAGAAGAUGCCAUGCAGACUGGGUCUGAGGUCCAAGUUAAGAAGAACUAUAACUUCUACACAGACUGCAACCUUGCAGAAGCCAGAAAACUGGUCGAUCUUACACUGUCUGUACAAUCUCGGUUCGCGCAGAUUCAGACCGCCUGGCCCGAACACGCUGUGCUUCAAGAAGUCAUCAACUGUUGCUCGGAGAUUCUCCAGUUCAAGCACACGGAGCCUGUCGCCAAGUUCCUGACGAAAUUGGAGAAGCUCCAUUCUUAUGUCCACGAAUGGCAGCUUGUUGCGAGCCGAGAGUAUUCAGCAGCCGCCCUAUACGAUGAGAUCACGGCUACGACCGUGGGCUGGCGACGGCUCGAGUUGACCACUUGGGCUAAAUUACUCGAUCUUGAAAAGGAACGCUGCGAUGAAAAUGUAAGCUCAUGGUGGUUCAUCGCCUAUGAAGCACUUCUCGCAGUGCCGCUCCAAAUGGCUGAGAAUGGCGAGGAGGACAUGAGCGCACACAUCCAAGGUGUUAUAUAUACUCUGGAGCAGUUCUUCCAGUCUACGUCCCUCGGCCAGUUCUCCCGCCGUCUCCAGCUUGUGUCAGACUUCCAGGCCCUCUUGGUUGCGUUUACGCGUGACUAUGACUGUCUGACACCCCUGGUCAACGCUUUGGCUAACUUCAUUUCCCAUUUCCGGCCAUUCGAGCCUUUGGUUGACAAGCUUCUUCACGACAAACGAGCAAUCCUGGAGAAGGAUAUCAAGGAGCAAAUUCAACUGGCUAGCUGGAAAGAUACGAAUAUUGUGGCUUUGAAGGAAAGUGCCCGAAGAUCGCAUGUCAAGCUCUUCAAGCUUGUUCGCAAGUACCGCGAGGCUCUUGCUCAGCCCAUCCAGGCGGUACUUGAGCAGGGCUUGCAAGACUUUAGCGGCGCAGUGGGCGAGUCGAUCCCAACUCAGCCAGCCCUUACACAUGUAACUCUCACCGAUGUUGUGUCUGUCUGUCAAUCACGUUCGGAGCUGUGGUCAUCUCGGGCUCUACGGUUCCAGAACCCGGAUGGCACAGCACGUAAUAUGAUGAAUCUCUAUUCGUCUAUUCCCGCGGAGUUCGAUAUCGCCAAAGAUCUCGAGGAAUUCACAACUUCCAUAAUCGAGAAUGUCAAUGAGUUCAAAUCUGCAACGCCCAAGACUUUGACAGAGGACAACAAGGACGAUGUACAACACCUCAAGGUGCAGAAACGCCGUCUCUUCGCGGAUACCCUCAAGCGUCUCUUCGAAAUGGGCGUCAAGCGUAAUGCUGGUACUAGUUUGAUCGAAGCCCAGGCCUCUUUGUCGCAGAUCCUUUCCACAAGCGCUGCUUUCGACCUCGACAAUGCCCUCGCGGGCCAGGGAUUAGUUCGCAGUGCCGACUCCUAUUUCCAUAGGUUACUGGAUCUCUUGCCUCGCGCUCGUUUGGCCUCGCGAAACUAUUCCGAGGAGCUCAGCAACGUCGAGGUGUCUCGCAGCAUGGGUUCCGUUGAAUACUUGCUGUUCAUCAUUCGUCGUCAGAGGGGCGUGCUUUCUCCGGCCCUCUCAGAAUUGGGUGAGAUGCGCUCAACCCUAGACAGAGCUAGUAAUCUCUGGACCGUUGACUCUUCCAAGCUUGUUAAAGAUGGUGACUGUGGCGACGAUGAAGUUCAGGGCCUGACACGACUUAUUUCCUGGCUAAGCCCGAUCCUUGCCUUAGCACUGAGGGUGGUGGAGGUGCAUUCACGGUUCUCGGGUGCCUCCGUGGCAUCGCUCUCCCAGGAACUUAAGUCCAGAAGAACCGCCCUUGACGAUCUUUGCCUUGCUCUGAAGUCCCAGCCUGCCCUUCCGGUGGGCAUAGCUUCCUCCGACCAGAAGGAACUCGUGUCACGUGCAAGAAACUUGCUGGCUCAGCUCGAGCAUGACGUGAAAACAUGGAUCUCUGAGCGUCCUGACCUCUCCUUUGCUUUGGAGCAGAUCUAUCCUUGGGUCAAGAACGAGCAUAUUCCUACUGCUGGCGUGAAUGAAGGUGGGAGCCUGUCAGUUGUACGCUUUGACGAAGCUCUCAUGGCCGCUGUCGACAAGAUGUUGGUGGGUCUGCAGAAACUCGCGAGCGUUCCCACCGGAAUCGCUUUCGAUGGUCUGAUGUCUCGGAGUGAUGAAUUCUUCUCACGCGCAUCCCGCGCACUCCAUCUGAAGGAGAUCACCACCUCUCUGGCUGGUGUUCUGGACCGUCUGCAGAAUGUGCAAGAUGCAUCCUCAGAUGCUCUUCCGUUGGCAGCGGCUCUUGUGGCCAGCAUUCUGCCCAUUGCCACUAAAUUCUACGAAAUUUGCCAAAACCUCGUCGUUCGCUUCACUUCGGUCCAUCGGGAGAUCUGCAAGACAUCCUACAUUUUGACCAAGACUUUCACACAGGUCGCGUCAGAAGGGUUCUGCAGUCCCGCCGAGGCGUCCCAAGACGAAGGUAAAGAGGGCAAAAUGGAGAGCGGCACAGGUCUUGGCGAGGGUGAAGGCGCAGAGGACAUUAGCAAGGAUGUCGGCGACGAUGAAGACCUUUCAGAACUCGCACAACAAGCCCAGAAGGAGGACGCUGAGAAAGACGAGAUGCAGGACUCUGCUGAGGCUGUCAACAUGGAUCAGGAAGAGCUCGAAGGAGAGACUGGUGAUCACAAGGAGGAGGAAGGCGAGGACGAAGACAAAGACGAGGAUGGCGAGGAUCAGGAGGAUGAUAUUGAUGAAGAAGUUGGUAGUGUUGAUGGUCUUGAUUCUGGAGCUGUGGAUGAGAAGCUCUGGGACGGCACCAAUGAUGAACAGCAGAAGGAAACGGAGAAUGAGGAAGGAAAGGGCCAGGCCGAAGACGAUCAGCAGACUGCCGCCCAAGAGCAAAAGAAAGACGGCGAAGAAGGCCCCAAGGGUGAAGAGGGAGAGGGAGAGGAUGACGAAGAGGAAGAAGACGAAGAAGCCCCCGAUGACGAGGGAGAAGCUAUCGGUCGUGAAGACAUGGAUGUCACCGAUCCCAAUGCCAAGGAAGAAGAAACUUUGGAACUCCCCGAUGAGAUGCAGCUGGAUGGCGAUGAUGUGGGCGAAGGUGAAGAAGGAGAGGACGAUGAUGGCAUGGACGACCUUUCGGACAUGGGCCCUCUUCCUGAAGAAGAUCAGAAAGAAGACCAGCAAGGUGAUGCAGAUGGGGAUGACGAUAUGGAGACGAACCUCGAUGAACAAGCAGAAGGUGCCGACGAAGAGAACGGAGAAGGUGAAGAAGGCGAGGAGACAAACGAAGGCGAGGGCCAAGAAGAAGAGAAUGAAGCCGGAGGCGAAGAGGCUGAGCAGGAAGAAUUCCUCACCCAGCGGGAUGAGAAUGAAGCGGCUGGAGACGAUGUGGCGCCAAGCGACGCUGUCAAUGGCGGCCUCGCCGCUGAUCAGGAUCAGAACGAAGACAAGGGAGCCUCAGGCGACGCGCAGCAGGAAAGUGGUUCAAGCGACCCAACCGCUAAUGCUGAGCAACAGACAGGCGCUGCCAAGGAGAGCGAAGAGAGCAAACGCAGUCGAGAUGCCGGCGGUGCCGAGGACUCAGCACCCAAUGAGCCUCAGAUGCAAGCCUUUAAGAAGCUCGGCGAUAUUCUUGAGCAGUGGCACCGACGACAGAAGGAAGUCCUGACCCCGUCACAGGAUGAAGAGGACUCUCAGCCUCUGCCUCAGGACACCGACAUGGCUGAUGCGGACUUUGAGCAUCUUAAGGACGAUGACGACGUCGCCGACACACAGGCCCUUGGUCAAGCAAAUGAGGAUCAGGCGCAAGGUCUCGAUCAGAACAAGGGUGUCGAAUCUGACAAUCAGCCUGGAGAUCGGGACGCGCUUCCAGACGUUACGGACGAACAGCAGCAAACUCUGGAAAAUCAACUGCAGGACAGCAUGCAAGUUGAUCGUGCAGCCGAACCAACGAAUGGCGAGACUGCCGGGGCUUUCAUUCCCGGGGACCGUCCAUCGGGAAAUCUCGCUGAUGGGGCCCCCGGCACCGAGGAUGUCAAUGAGGAAUUGGAUGAAGUCGACUCGCAACUUGCGGCGAUUCAUCUCUCGUCCUCCCUUCCGCCUCUCACUCCAGAGUCCGAAGCUCGUCGUCUCUGGUCUCACUAUGAGAAUGCCACCAACGAUCUCUCCUUGUCUCUCACCGAACAACUGCGUCUCAUUCUAGCCCCAACUAUGGCCACCAAGCUCCGUGGCGACUUCCGUACCGGUAAGCGUCUCAACAUCAAGCGCAUUAUCCCGUACAUCGCUUCUCAGUACAAACGCGACAAGAUCUGGAUGCGACGAUCAAUUCCUUCCAAGCGCAACUAUCAAAUCAUGCUCGCUGUCGAUGACAGCAAGUCCAUGCUCGAAAGUGGGUCCGGUCAGCUUGCCUUUGAGACGCUGGCACUCGUCGCAAAGAGUCUAUCCAUGUUGGAAGUCGGCGAUCUCUGCGUGCUCGGCUUCGGUAAUGAAGACCACGUUCGUGUCGCCCACGAGUUUGGCAAGCCAUUCUCGUCCGAGGCCGGGUCGCAAGUCUUCCAACACUUCAGCUACCAGCAAACUGGAACCAAUGUGCGGAAACUUAUCGCCGACUCCAUCGCUCUCUUCCGCGAGGCCCGAUGGAAGCGAUCACCGGGCUCUGGCUCAGCUGAUCUCUGGCAGCUCCAGCUCAUCAUUUCAGACGGUAUCUGCGAGGACCAUGAUACGAUCCGUCGGUUGGUGCGACAGGCUCUUGAGGAGCGGAUCAUGAUUGUCUUCAUCAUCGUGGAUGCGGUCAAGGGCAGCUCGAUUCUCGACCUCUCGCAGGCAAGCUUUGAGGCUGAUCCCCUCUCCGGUGGUGAGAUGAAGUUGCGGAUGAAACGAUACCUUGAGAACUUCCCCUUCCCUUAUUACUUGGUUGUUCGGGAUGUUCGUGAACUACCGUCUGUUCUAGCAACGGCGCUCAAGCAGUGGUUUGCGGAGGUCGUGGACGUGUCUUCAUGA
Penicillium diatomitis is the source of this 14760-nucleotide messenger RNA. RefSeq names its product AAA family ATPase midasin. The transcript has a single exon. The coding region runs from base 1 to 14760 and encodes 4919 amino acids. Gene Ontology annotation, biological process: ribosomal large subunit assembly; rRNA processing. Gene Ontology annotation, cellular component: preribosome, large subunit precursor; nucleus. The record is from RefSeq and is a predicted model, not a curated record. Gene Ontology annotation, molecular function: ATP binding; ATP hydrolysis activity. Lineage: Eukaryota; Fungi; Ascomycota; Eurotiomycetes; Eurotiales; Aspergillaceae.